AUUCCGUUGCUGCGACUUUGUGCAUUUCAGAAAAAUAUGAAGCGAAGAUGUGCUAUUUUUGUCGGUAUGUGUCUAUCGUCUUUCUGUGUAAUCGUAUUCAUCACCGGAUUAAAUAGAGAUGACCAAAUUUUGCAAUAUUUCGAUAAAUAUAGUAUCAAUAAAUUUAAAGAAUUGAAGAAACAAGCGUGUGUUCACCCAGAUUUGUCCAUAUGGAACGAUUUUGACGUAAGAUCUGUCAGUAACAAAAACGUAACAUGUGGAAACGCAGACGACGAAUGGGUGUAUACCGGAAAUGGAAAGUUCUACAUUUCUUCAGUGGCAGUUAAACGAUAUGGAGAGAUAAACUGUACAUAUAUACCAAUUAGUAAUUUUAACGACAAUUAUAAACGGCUUAAACCUAUAUAUCCAAUGCUUAACAACAGUGAUCUUCGUACAGACGCAUUCAAAGUUUUGUGCAAAUCCGCCAACGGAAGUAAGUACGACAAUUAUCAUGCAUGUAUUUCAAUAAAUAAACAACCCACUGCAAAUCAAAGUGAAAUAUCAAAUGAAAAUAAAUUCAACGUUAUGAUCCUCGGUCUAGACUCUUUCUCUCGACAAAUGUUUCAACGACUUUUGCCGAAAACUCACGAGUAUUUUACAAAAACAUUACAUGGUUCCUUACUAGAGGGAUACAAUAUUGUUGGAGAUGGUACAACGCGAAAUCUAAUGCCAAUGUUUACUGGAAAGCGCAUGACUGAAAUACCGGAAAUUCGACGGGGUUUUCCAGGAGCAAGACACGUAGACGAGGUUCUAGAUUUCGUGUGGAAAAAAUAUGAAAACAAUUCAUAUGUUACACAAUGGGCCGAAGAUUAUCCGAUGGCUGGUGCUUUCUUCUACAGGGUACUAGGAUUUUCUAAACAACCUGUAACUCACUAUAUGAGGCCAUUCUUCCUGUCUGUUGGAAAUACGAUGAAACAUGACUACUGCAUAGGUGAAAGGCCAAGUUACAAAGUGUAUUUAGAUUGGAUUAAAGAAGGAUUAGAAACAAACAAAGGAAAACCAUUUUUUACGUUGGGUUUCAUGGCAAGAUAUAGCCACGAUGGUUACUUGCAAAUGCCAAAAAUAGAUAAUUAUAAUGUUGAAUUUUUAAAAUAUCUUUACCAUAAAAACAUUCUGAAAAAUACAUUUCUUAUAUUAAUGAGUGAUCAUGGUCGUCGUUUCGGGUAUUUUCGAAUGACAGAACAAGGCAAACUAGAAGAAAGACAGCCCUACUUCGGUGUAUUUAUUCCUCCAAAAUUCCGAAGAAAAUUCCCCAAAAGAUAUCGAACAUUUCUGGAAAAUACAAAGCGACUUACUGUUCCCUCAGAUAUUCAUGAAACCCUUCUUGAGAUCAUAGGGGAAACAGGUAACCAUACAAAUAUAAAUAGAACAAUUUACUCGCUGUUUUCUCAAAUUCCACGAGAGCGGACAUGCGCAGACGCUGGUAUUGAACCGCACUGGUGCGCAUGUCUGAAGUCAGAGACUGUUUCCGUUUCCGACCCAAGAGCAAUACGAUGCGUUCAGCAUGCGUUACAUUACAUAAAUGGCCAGCUGAGAAACUUUUUCCUUCUCUGUCACAAACUAUCACUGAAAAACAUUUUAAAUUCAAUUUCAUUCAAAAUAGACUCAAACGUUUUAAAGUUUAAGAAUAGUUUAGAUGGCAAUGCUGAUUUUAGUGACAUGUUAAACGCUGAGUUAGAGCACUACCAGAUUACAUUCGAAACUGAGCCAAGUUCAGCGAUAUUUGAAGCCUCUUUUAUUAUGGACAUGAAGACUUGGGAUAUUAAAUUGCACGGAGAGUCGAUUAGCAGAAUAAAUAAAUACAAUGAUGCACCAAAAUGUAUCGAAAAGUUUAGGCCAGAUCUGAGGCCAUAUUGUUAUUGCCGAAUUUGAUACAUGUAUUAACAAAUGAAAUGGUUUCCUGCGGUGAACAUUUUA
This is a messenger RNA of Ruditapes philippinarum (Manila clam), 1956 nucleotides long. RefSeq lists its product as uncharacterized. The transcript has a single exon. Bases 37 to 1911 code for a protein of 624 amino acids. The record is from RefSeq and is a predicted model, not a curated record. NCBI's taxonomy places the organism in Eukaryota, Metazoa, Mollusca, Bivalvia, Venerida, Veneridae.